Molecule: messenger RNA, 886 nt
Organism: Chelonus insularis
Lineage: Eukaryota; Metazoa; Arthropoda; Insecta; Hymenoptera; Braconidae
Product: protein CUSTOS-like
Exons: 4
Coding region: 242-853 (203 amino acids)
Biological process (GO): Wnt signaling pathway
Source: RefSeq, a predicted model, not a curated record
AAUCUGAUGAUCUAAUUCAAUUUGUUCCAUUAGUCAUACGUUAAACAAUUAUUGCAUUUUGAUUUUUAAUUAUCGUAUGCUAUUAGAAUAUAUCCAGCUGUUAAUACUUUAUCAAUACAUUUUAGAAUUGACUUUAUUUCAUUUUAACAACACAUCGUUAGACUUAUGCUAGCGAUGAGAGAAAUGUUUGUUUGUAUUGGUAAACUUCUGUAUCAACGGUGUAUAGUGUUAUUUGUAAAUAAUGAGUGAUAAAGUUAAUGAUUAUUCUUCAUCUGAUGAUGAAUUUACUAAACAAGCUUUGAAGGAAGCAACAGAUCAAGAAUUCUUCACAAAUUCACUGUUCAAAGCCAAGAAAGCAGAAGGAAAACAUGAAAGUGAAAAAGCAACAAAUUCUGAUGAAAACUUGGAAAAGCAGUUGAAACCUUCGUUAAGAAUAAAUCCUCAUCGAGUUGAUAAUUUUCAUAGUUUUGGAGUUACUCAAAGUUAUAAAGAUUAUGUUGCUAAAAAGUUAUCAGAAAUUCUCGACAGAGAAAUAGAAAUCGAAGACGUUGAGAAUAAGGAAGAACACGAAUCUUCAGAAAAUAAGGUUAAUCUAGUAGGAAUAAAAUUAUUAAAAACAUCAGCACAUAUUUUAACUGGUGAUGAGAUAGAAGAGCAAAAAGUAUUGAGCAAGAGAAAACGACCAUCAAUACAUUCUGAAAAAACAACAGAAAUUUUAUCGAAGUGUAGAGAAGCUGCUGUAGAUCCAGAAAAAAUUAUUUCAAAACUGGAAGUUCAAUCAUGGGAUGAAAGACAAAGAGGUACUGUUUUUAAGUAUAAAAAAUUAGCCGAUGGAUCUCUGAUUGAAAGGUGAUCGAAUUUUAUGUUAAAACAUAAAUUAAAAAGC